Lucilia cuprina (Australian sheep blowfly) is the source of this 741-nucleotide messenger RNA. RefSeq lists its product as uncharacterized. NCBI's taxonomy places the organism in Eukaryota, Metazoa, Arthropoda, Insecta, Diptera, Calliphoridae. The record is from RefSeq and is a predicted model, not a curated record. Gene Ontology annotation, biological process: sodium ion transmembrane transport. The transcript has 4 exons. Gene Ontology annotation, molecular function: ligand-gated sodium channel activity. Gene Ontology annotation, cellular component: membrane. The coding region runs from base 1 to 741 and encodes 246 amino acids.
AUGAUGCGUGUACGUGAUGUGGUUGAGGAAUAUUUACAAAAUUCAACAUUACAUGGAGCACGUUUUAUAGUGGAUAAAGAGUUAACCUGGUUGGAAAAGACAUUUUGGGGUUUAUGUCUGUUGGCCUCAUGGUUUGCAUCGUGGAAUUUAAUUAAGGUGUCAUUGGCUGCUUUUGAAAAUAAUGCCAUCAGCUUUGGUGUAGAAUCCAGUUACCGUGAUUGGGAGACAAAUUUCCCGGCUAUAGUAGUAUGUGAAUCCAAAAAUAUGGAUAGAAUACAAGAAGUGGCAGAGCAACUCUGGGGCGCUGACCACGAUUUCACCUUAGAAGAAGUUCUUAGUGAAAUAGCUUUCUUUCGUGGCGAAUCGUAUCACACAGUACACGAGUGUGGUGGUGAGGAACCAUCGGAAAAUUGUUUCUAUUCAAAUUUCUCCUAUUAUGCUCAAUUGGUUCGUAGCAGUUGUGAGAAUACCAUUAAGAAUUGUUUGUGGAAUAAUAAACCUUUAGAAUGUUGUAAAUAUUUUCAACGCAUGGAAACCGAAUUGGGUCUCUGUUAUGCUAUAAAUUCUUUGCAGGCAGGAAAGAAUAAUGGCCCAAAGUUGAGUAUGUGGUCAAAUCGUUACACGGGACCGGGUGCAUUGCGAAUGGAUAUUUAUACGGAGGCAGUGGUACGUUGGCAACAAAUAGAUAUUUUACAAAAUACUGGAUUUUUGAUUAAUAAUAGAAGAAUAAGUUCAGUUUGA